Messenger RNA from Ostrinia furnacalis (Asian corn borer), 6498 nucleotides. RefSeq names its product muscle calcium channel subunit alpha-1. The record is from RefSeq and is a predicted model, not a curated record. Gene Ontology annotation, molecular function: high voltage-gated calcium channel activity. NCBI's taxonomy places the organism in Eukaryota, Metazoa, Arthropoda, Insecta, Lepidoptera, Crambidae. Gene Ontology annotation, cellular component: membrane; voltage-gated calcium channel complex. The transcript has 48 exons. Bases 322 to 5841 code for a protein of 1839 amino acids. Gene Ontology annotation, biological process: calcium ion import across plasma membrane.
GCGGACGCGCGCGCCCGGCCAGCACUCAAUUUAAAAAUAAAACAUUAUCAUAUUUUUUCGGCCAGCAACGUUAGCUACCGAAAAGUAACCUGACUUUUUCUUUUUUUUUGGGUAAAACCUCGUUUUUGGAUGUGACGUUUUGUGAAAUGUUUAUUUUUAGUCCGUUACUAGUGUUGGGACCUGAGAAUGUGCGGUGACAAAUAGCCUCGGUAUUGUUCAGCCUAUGGACACUUUUUUAAUGGCCAGUGAUUAAGUGUUAGUGAUGAAACGUAGAAAGUGAUUGUCUUUGGAUUUUGGGACUCGCAAUUCGAAUAGCUAAAAAUGGCAGAGCAGCCAGCGGGAGCGACCACCCCGGGCGCCGACAGCGUUGCGGACCCAUCGGCUGCGCCCGCGCCACGCAAGACCGCCCGCCCGCGAGGCAAGCCGCAGCCCGAGAGGCCUAAGCGGAGUCUCUUGUGCCUUGGCCUGAAGAACCCUUUGAGGAAGCUCUGCUAUGAUAUUGUGGAGUGGAAACCGUUCGAAUACAUGAUAUUAACAACAAUAUUCGCCAAUUGUAUAGCGCUAGCAGUAUUCACUCCAUAUCCGUCCGGGGACACGAACAAUACUAAUCAAAUAUUGGAAAAAGUAGAAUGGAUAUUCAUGGUGAUUUUUACGGGAGAAUGUAUAAUGAAGAUUAUAGCGUACGGCUUUCUGUUCCACCCUGGUGCCUACUUGAGGAACUCGUGGAAUAGUUUAGAUUUUACUAUAGUCACUAUAGGUAUAGUCAGUAUGAUACUGCAGUAUAUAUCAAAAGACUCGUUCGACGUGAAAGCUCUGAGAGCUUUUAGAGUAUUGAGACCACUCCGGCUUGUGUCUGGCGUGCCAAGUCUCCAAAUCGUGUUGAACUCAAUCCUGAAGGCGAUGGUGCCUCUAUUCCACAUAGCCUUCUUGGUGCUCUUCGUCAUCAUCAUCUACGCCAUUAUCGGUCUGGAGUUGUUCUCUGGAGUCCUUCACGAGACUUGUUAUAUCAAUAAUACUAAUGACAUGGUUGAUGGGGCUACCCCAUGCAAUAAAGACGGGGAUGUGGGUUACAAAUGUUCCGAGGAUGAGAUCUGCAGGGGUCCGUGGAAAGGAAUCAACUACGGUAUUACAAAUUUUGACCACAUAGGGUACUCUAUGUUGACCGUUUUUCAAUGCAUUACCCUUGAAGGGUGGACUGAUAUUAUGUACGCUAUAGCUGACGUAAAAGGGAACACAUGGGCGUGGAUCUACUUUGUGACGUUGGUUAUCUUUGGAAAUUUCUUCGUCAUGAAUCUAAUUCUUGGUGUGUUAUCUGGAGAGUUCUCAAAAGAGAGAGAGAAGGCGAAAAACCGCGGUGAUUUCCAAAAAUCUAGAGAAAGGCAACAAUUUGAAGAAGACUUAAAAGGAUAUUUAAAUUGGAUAACUGUAGCUGAAGAGUUAGACCUAGAAAACGAUCAAACUCAGAAAGAGGACGAUCAGGAUUCGCAAGGUAAAAAAGACAGAAAUAGCAACGAAGGAUCUCAAAAUAAUGUUAAUAUGAACGGCGAUCAACAGUACAAUCAGUCUACAACGUGCAAAAUGUAUUGCAGAAGGUUUGACAAGGUAAACAGAAGAAUGAGAAGAACUUGCAGAAAAGCAGUAAAAUCACAAGGAUGUUAUUGGGCAAUCAUUGUUUUAGUAUUUCUCAACACUUUGGUUCUGGCAACGGAGCAUUAUAACCAACCGAAGUGGCUAGAUCAGUUUCAAAACAUAGCAAAUUAUAUUUUCGUGGUGCUAUUCACUAUGGAGAUGUUGGUCAAAAUGUACGCUUUGGGAUUUCAAGGUUACUUCGUCUCCUUGUUCAACCGCUUCGAUUGCUUCGUCAUGAUCUGUUCGAUCCUCGAGCUGGCUCUCACCAUCACGGACACCAUCCCACAGCUGGGCAUCUCUGUGUUGCGUUGUGUCCGAUUGCUGCGAGUCUUCAAGGUCACUAAGUACUGGCGCUCUCUCUCCAAUCUGGUAGCGUCUCUUCUCAACUCGAUCCAGUCCAUCUUCUCCCUCCUUCUGCUUCUGUUCUUGUUCAUCAUGAUCUUCGCACUGCUCGGCAUGCAGGUGUUUGGAGGUCGUUUCGAUUACGAGGCAGAGGUGCAGAAAGAAAGGCACAACUUCGACUCUUUCUGGCAGGCUGUGCUGACGAUGUUUCAGAUCCUCACCGGUGAAGAUUGGAACGUGGUCAUGUACCAUGGCAUCAAUGCUUACGGCGGAGCAGGUACACCUGGCAUGCUCGCUUCUAUCUACUUCAUCGUCAUAUUCAUCUGUGGUAACUAUAUUCUGCUGAACGUGUUCUUGGCUAUCGCUGUGGACAAUCUAGGAGAUGCCGAAGAAAUGGAUGAAAUCGAGAAAGCUAAAGAAGAUGCUGAUAAUCCCGAAGCUGGAAACCCUCAGCUUGACGAGGAGAGAGGCGAAACUGACGACGAGUACGUCAAUGAAGAAGAGGGAUAUUCUAGCGAAGGGUCAGACCACGAAUACGAAGAGACGGGUUCAGAAGAAGACGCAGAAGAACAGGAACAAGAAGAGAGAGACAACGCAAACGAUGCACUGGUCGCUACUGAGAAAUUGCAAAAUGGUGACGUUAAAAAAGAUGAGAACCAAGAGAAACGGCCAGCAGGAAUCUCGGCGAGGCCUCGGAGGCUGUCGGAGGUGGAGAUCAAGUCGCAGGAGAAGCCUAUACCGGACGGCAGUAGUUUCUUUAUAUUCUCCAAAACUAAUUGGUUCCGAGUCUCCUGCUACAAGAUCCAAAACAACGCGUGGUUCAAGAACUUGAUCUUGCUGUGCAUCCUGGCCUCUUCCCUCAUGUUGGCCAUGGAGGAUCCUGUCGGAGGGAAGGCUAACGAGGAUAAGGCUAAUAUCCUCAAAAAGAUAGACUACUUCUUCACCGCGGUGUUCACCAUCGAGCUGCUGCUCAAACUCAUCACCUACGGGUUCAUCCUUCACAAGGACGCGUUCUGUCGGUCCGCCUUCAACCUACUAGACUUGUUGGUCGUGAUCGUUUCGCUUAUUUCUUUGGAUGGGUCUAACCAAGUAUCGUUUAUAAAAAUUUUGAGAGUAUUCAGAGUGCUCAGACCUCUAAGGGCCAUCAACAGAGCAAAAGGAUUGAAGCACGUAGUACAAUGCGUGAUUGUUGCGAUAAAAACCAUCGGCAACAUUUUGUUGGUGACAAAUCUUCUGCAAUUCAUGUUUGCCGUCAUGGGGGUGCAAAUGUUCAAGGGUAAAUUCUUUACAUGUAAUGACAUAACCAAAGUCACGUUUGAAGAAUGUCGAGGCUCAUACCUUGUUUAUAAUAAUGGUAAGCCAGAAAUCGAAAACAGAGUGUGGACGAAGAAUAAGUUCAACUUUGACGAUGUUCUCAGCGGUAUGCUGACUCUGUUCACUGUGUCGACAUUUGAGGGAUGGCCCAAUUUGCUAUCUACAUCAAUGGAUUCCAACGAAGAAAAUCAUGGACCAAUUGAAAAUUCCAGACCUCUUGUUGCAUUUUUCUAUAUCAGUUACAUUAUUGUUAUAGCUUUCUUCAUGGUGAAUAUCUUCGUAGGUUUCGUCAUAGUGACAUUCCAAAAAGAGGGUGAACAGGAGUUCAAAGAUUGUGAAUUGGAUAAGAAUCAAAGAAAUUGUAUUGAAUUUGCUUUGAAAGCAAAACCUAUAAGGAGGUACAUUCCAAAACAUCGCAUCCAGUACAAGACAUGGUGGUUUGUGACGUCACAGAAGUUUGAAUAUUUCAUAUUCUUCUUUAUCGUGCUAAAUACUGUCGCCCUUAUGAUGAAGUUCCACGGAGCUACUCCUGAAUACAAAAAAUAUCUAGAUUUUCUGAAUAUGAUCCUGACCACAGUUUUCAUGCUCGAAUUUGUUUUUAAACUGGCAGCUUUCCGAUUUAAGAAUUACUUUGGUGACGCUUGGAAUACAACUGAUUUUAUUUUGGUGGUCGGUAGUAUAAUAGACAUCGUUGUAACUCAAGUGAAUGAAAAUAAACCGCCUGUUUUUUUUGAUGAACUAUCCAGCACUAAAAAGAAAUUGGACGAGGGAACUCUAUUGAAAUACAUCACGUUCUUUCGUUUGUUCCGAGCCAUGCGUUUGAUAAAACUACUAUCAAGAGGAGAGAGAAUCAGGACUUUACUGUGGACUUUCAUCAAAUCAUUUCAGGCCCUUCCAUAUGUAGCGCUGUUGAUUGUGCUACUGUUUUUCAUUUACGCUGUGGUUGGAAUGCAGUUAUUCGGUAAAAUAGAGCUUGAUAACGAGGUGAUCACCAGGCAUAACAAUUUCCAAACAUUCGGAAGUGCUCUCAUGGUACUGUUCAGAUCUGCUACAGGUGAAGCAUGGCAAGAGAUAAUGAUGGCCUUAUCAAAUAACACGAUGGAGAGACCUGGAGAGCCUCCAGGCUGUAUCGUCCCUGAUAACGAUGUUCCCAACCCUGAUGAACCUUCAGAGUGCGGAACUUGGAUGGCUUUCCCUUACUUUAUCUCUUUCUCUUUGCUUUGUACAUUCUUGAUCAUCAACUUAUUCGUGGCCGUUAUCAUGGACAACUUCGACUAUCUUACAAGGGAUUGGUCUAUAUUGGGACCCCACCACCUCGAUGAGUUUGUUAGGCUUUGGAGUGAAUAUGACCCGGACGCCAAAGGACGUAUCAAGCAUUUGGACGUAGUGACGUUACUUAGAAAGAUAAGUCCACCGCUAGGUUUUGGAAAACUCUGCCCCCAUCGGACGGCGUGCAAGCGUCUCGUGUCAAUGAACAUGCCUUUAAACUCAGAUGGUACAGUCAACUUUAACGCCACACUGUUCGCUGUUGUGAGGACGCAAUUGCAAAUUAAGACGACAGGAGUCAUCGACGAAUGUAAUACCGAACUCCGAGCCAUCAUAAAGAAAGUUUGGAAGAGAACAUCGCCAAAGCUCUUAGACCAAGUAGUUCCUCCACCAGGAGAUCCCAAUGAGAUCACGGUGGGCAAGUUCUACGCCACGUUCUUGAUCCAAGAUUACUUUAGAAGGAACCAUGCGUUCCGGAAGCGGAAGGAACAGGCGGCUGCAGGUGCUGCAGUGUCAGUUCAGAAGACUCUGCAAGCUGGUCUGCGGACUCUUUGCGAUGCUGGACCGGAACUAAAAAGAGCGAUAUCAGGGAAUCUGGACGAAGUGGUCGCGGAGACUGUCGAACCUAUGCAUAGGCGUAAUCAUACAUUAUUUGGAGCUGUCUGGACCAGUAUAAAGAAACACGGCCGGGAGAGUUUCUACGGCAAAGUUGAUAAGAAAGGAGCACAGCCUUCUGUUAAACUCAAAAUGCCAGCAAAUAAACAAGAAAGUUCAUCAUUAAGUUCCAUGAUGCGAAGAGAACUUGGUAUGGAUGGUAAAAUACCAGAGGAAGAAAUAAAACUUGACGAUGGUAACCAUAGUGACGAGGAAAUAGCCAUGCAGCCUCUUCUCCACGGAAAGGACUCUGAACGGAUAUUCAGAGCAAUAGAAAAAACAUCGAACGAUUUAGUGCAGAUGAAAAACAACUCUCGUGACAGUGCAAGGAAACAGAACAACAACGUGCCUUAUUGUGUAGAGAAUCCCGCGGAGAAUCUUAUUUCACGGGUACUAACGGAGCAGGGGUUAGGCAAGUACUGCGACAGAGAGUUCAUCCAGAGUACCUCGCGUGAGAUGCAGGAGGCGCUCGACCUCACGCAGGAAGAGAUGGACACCGCUGCCAAUCAAAUAAUUUUACAAGAAAGAAAAAUGAGUGCGGCUCAAAACGCGCACAACAACGUGGAGAGCAUCUUCGCCAGGCAGUACCAUCCGUUCCACCAGCCCCCCAUGCAGCCUCCGCCUCGAAAGAAAUAACAGAAGCCUCUAUUUUUUGGAUUCCCACUUUUUACUUGCACCGGCUGACUGCCGUGUAAGUUUGGAACCCUGAAGGGUUUGGUCAGCUGGCCGUGAGCCAGCUCAGAUUGACUCGUGUUAGUGAGAGGAAGAAUUUUUGACGAAUUUUGUACAUAAACCGCUUAGCUUUUGGAUAAUGAUUAGAAUAAUAUUUAAUAUAAAUCGUAAUUGUAAGUGGACCGAAAGAUGUAGGUUACAUUUUGUUUUAACUCCCUUCCAUCUAUCGUUUUAUUGUAUGGUGAUUUUAGAAUGGAAAUAUAUUUUGUAUUAUUAUGUACUCGAGUACAUUGUAUAAUAUUAACUAUUUAUUACUCGGAUUGCAUUUUACUCAUAGGAUCAAUUUGAUCAUUAUUAUCUAUUUGAAGUGUAUAUUUGAAUAUUUUAAAUCACAAAGUAUUUUAUUAAUAAUACAGAUGGGUUAUUAUAUCACACAAAUAUAUUUAUACCACACAAAUCACAAUACUACGUAUGUAGAUAUGUGCCUUAUUUAUUCAAAUAUAUAUGCCAAAAUUGUAUAUUGAAAAAUGUGCCAAAAUGUUUGCCUUAUAAAAUAUAUUUAGCUGAAUAAUUUAAACAUGAGAAGCACAUUAUUUAUUAAACCUUGGUUCAGAUAUUAUA